Messenger RNA from Pistacia vera, 2021 nucleotides. Its product is annotated as glutamate receptor 2.8-like. The coding region runs from base 3 to 1973 and encodes 656 amino acids. The transcript has 4 exons. The record is from RefSeq and is a predicted model, not a curated record. Lineage: Eukaryota; Viridiplantae; Streptophyta; Magnoliopsida; Sapindales; Anacardiaceae. Gene Ontology annotation, cellular component: plasma membrane. Gene Ontology annotation, molecular function: glutamate-gated receptor activity.
CAAUGAAUGCUAUGGACACCGAGAACGUUGAUUCAAUGGAAGGCGUAUUAGGCAUAAGAUCUUAUGUUCCCAAGUCCAAAGAUGUUGAAAAUUUUACAAUGCGAUUAAAAAGAAAUCUCCUUUCAAUGAAGCCAAACAUUUCGGUGAGUGAGAUUAGCAUUUUUUGUUUGUGGGCAUAUGAUACAAUUUGGGCAUUAGCCAUGGCUGUGGAGAAGAUUGAACUAACAAAUUCUAGCUUCUUAAACACUAGAACAAACACUUCAACAGAUUUUGAAAGAUUAGGAACUUCCGAAAUUGGUCCAAGACUUCUCAGUGAAAUCUUGAACACCAAAUUCAAUGGAUUGAGUGGGGAAUUUCAUUUGGUUAAUGGACAGCUGAAAACUACUUCACCCUUUGAAAUAAUCAAUGUGAUUGCUGGAAAAGGAGUAAGAGUAGUUGGAUUCUGGACGCCUGAUAAAAGAUUAACUAAAAAAUUAGUUUCAACUUCGUCUAGCAACGGUUUGAAAAAGAUUAUAUGGCCUGGAGACUCCACAACAAUUCCUAAAGGUUGGGCUAUUCCUAAUUUAAAGGUAGGGAUUCCAGUGAAAGAAGGUUUCAAACAGUUUGUUAAGAUGCAUAAGGAUCGCCAUACAAACGAGACGACUUUCUCAGGAUUCUGCAUAGAUGUUUUCCGAGCUGUGUUGAACGCAUUAGAUUUCAAGAUUUCUUAUGAAUUUGUUCCCUUCAUGAAUGAUACAGGUGGGAUGAAUGGAACUUAUGAUGAUCUUCUCCAGCAGAUUGAGGAAAAGAAGGUUCAUGCUGUGGUGGGAGAUACAACGAUUGUGACGAACCGGACGUAUUAUGUUGAUUUCACAUUGCCAUAUUCGGAGUCAGGAGUGACCAUGCUUGUUCCAGUUAAACAUGAUAAAAGCAAAACCAUUUGGAUUUUCUUUCAACAACCUUGGAGCUUGGAUCUUUGGUUAACCGCCAUUGCUACUUGCAUCUUCAUAGGGCUUGUCUUACGAAUUCUGGAGCACCGUAAUAAUAACACAGAGCUUGGAGGGCCACUUAAUCGACAGCUCGGCAUGAUCUUAUGUCUUCCAUUCUAUGCUCUGACCCUUCCUGAAAAAGAGCUGGUGGCCAAGGGCUCCUCGAGGUUUGUGCUGGUCAUAUGGUUAUGUGCGGCAUAUAUCCUGAUGCAAAGUUACACAGCAAGCUUAUCUUCUGUCCUGACAGUAGAUAAAUUGAAGCCAAAAAUUGUUAGUGUGAAAGAGCUGCAAAGCAAAGGUUACUAUGUUGGAUACCAAUCUGAUUCCUUUGUAAAAGAUUUAUUAGUCCAACAAUUGAAAUUCAACGAGACUAAGCUCAGGCACUAUGGGAAAGUACAAGAAUAUCAUGAGGCCUUGUCGAAAGGAAGCGAAAAUGGAGGUGUUGCUGCCAUCUUCGAUGAAGUUCCCUACAUCAGGGUUUUCCUUGCAAACAAAAAGUAUAGUUCAAAUUAUAUGAUGGCUGGGCCAACUUAUAGAACUGAUGGAUUUGGCUUUGCAUUUCCAAGAGAUUCCCCUUUGGUUUCUUCUUUUUCUAGGGCGAUAUUAAGAGUCAUGGAGCAGGGAAAUAUAAUGGACAACAUUGAGAAACAGUAUUUUGGGCACAAAAUUAUAUCUCUUGAUCUAACUCCUCCAAUCUCCACAGACAAUUCUAGUCUUGACGCCUAUAGUUUUGGAGGCCUCUUCAUCAUUGUGGGGACUCUCAGUUUGUUGGCUCUCCUCAUCUCAGAAAGCUAUAUUUGGCAGAAACCUGCAGUUGCACUGGCUCAAAUAUUUAGCAAAACAUUUCCUUCAUCUCAGCCUUCCAAUGGGAAUAAAUCUGAAAUUCAGAUAGCUCAAAUGGAUCAUGUUGGUGGAGAUUCGUCUGAAGUAGAAGGUUCAGGGAAUAUUCAAAGGAUUUCCGCCAAAGAAAAUGAAGCAGAGAAUGUUGAUGCUGAGCCAUCAUAGCUUGGUUCUUGAUAUAACUAUGUUAAAGUCCAAAUUUCAAGAUAAUUU